AUGAGCGGAGCAUGUUUAGGUUAUGGAAAUUUGGUGCCGGUCACUGUCGAAGGCAGGAUCUUUUGCAUUGGCUUCGGUCUGCUUGGCAUUCCACUGAUCUUGAUCGCCGUCACCGACCUGGGAAAGUUCCUUGGCGAGAACAUCAUCGACCUCUACUGCAAGUACCUGCAGUUCGUGAAGCGGUACAACUGCAAGUGCUGCCGUGUCGGAGGGAGGUCGGCGGCGGACAAGGGCGGCGACGGCGAGAGGUUCCUCGUGUCGGAACCGACCGACGAUCAGAGCCAGAGUCUGCUUCUGCAAGAAUUACAGAAACUAGGACUCGAGGGCUACGUCGACAUCCCGGCCUCGCUGGUUUUCGCGAUUUUGCUCAGCUACAUAGCCCUAGGAGCGCUACUGUUGAGAUGGAUCGAGAGGUGGUCGUUCUUCGACGCCUUCUACUUCUCGUUCAUCACCAUGACCACGGACGCUCGUUACACGUUCAUCAACGUCAGCGGCAAGCUGCUGCCUCUGAACGAACUGCUGAAGUACGCGUCCGCGUUGCAACGCAGGUCGACCGUCACCGAAACGCUGCGCGAGUACUCCGAGGGCCAGUUCAGGUCCAUGUACUUUUUUCCGGGGGCGUACACGCCGCGCGACAUCAAGCGCAUUAGAUACAUUGAUUUUGCGACCAGCUCCGAAAUCCUGCUUAGGGAUCAGUACUCUCGUUGGGAAAGAGAUCACGAAGUGUCAAGGCAUACGUUGACCACCUAG
Molecule: messenger RNA, 750 nt
Organism: Soboliphyme baturini
Lineage: Eukaryota; Metazoa; Nematoda; Enoplea; Dioctophymatida; Soboliphymatidae
Source: the annotation of a GenBank genome assembly